Fibroporia radiculosa is the source of this 189-nucleotide messenger RNA. RefSeq lists its product as uncharacterized. Lineage: Eukaryota; Fungi; Basidiomycota; Agaricomycetes; Polyporales; Fibroporiaceae. The coding region runs from base 1 to 189 and encodes 62 amino acids. The record is from RefSeq and is a predicted model, not a curated record. The transcript is spliced from 2 exons.
AUGCUUGCUCGAUUUGAGGAGAGCAAACAGGACGACCUUGCUCGAUUCGAACGAAGGACUCUACAAGUUGAGAAAGAACUUACUGAUCUUCAGUGGCGAGAGCUCGCAAACGAGGUUGCUCGUGCUCUCAAAGGGCUCUACGGCCUUGAUUUGGCCGAGAUGUUCUGGAAGAACCGCCAGCCAUGCUGA